Microcebus murinus (gray mouse lemur) is the source of this 4617-nucleotide messenger RNA. The record is from RefSeq and is a predicted model, not a curated record. NCBI's taxonomy places the organism in Eukaryota, Metazoa, Chordata, Mammalia, Primates, Cheirogaleidae.
CGGCAGGUGGCCCAGCGCUCGGCGGCCGGCCCGGCCGGGGGCGGGCGGGAAGGUGGCGCCUCGGGCGGGGGCCGGUCCCUGCACCAGGUGACCUGUUCCGGCCCGCAUCCGGGCGGGCGGCCUCGCCAUGCAGCGGCGCGGCGCGGGGCUCGGGUGGCCGCGGCAACAGCAGCAGCAACCCCCGCCGCCCGCGGUCGGCGCCCGGGCUGCAGCUAUGGCCCCCCCGAGCGGCGGUGUCCCCCCGGGCCUCGGCGGCCGCCCUGCCUGCGCGCUGCUGCUGCUCUGCUACCUGAAUUUUGUACCGUCCCUGGGUAGGCAGACUGCUCUGACGACAUCAGUGAUACCCAAAGCCGAGCAGAGCGUGGCUUACAAGGACUUUAUUUAUUUUACUGUCUUUGAAGGGAACGUUCGCAACGUUUCUGAGGUCUCGGUGGAGUAUCUGUGCUCCCAGCCCUGUGUUGUCAAUUUGGAGGCGGUUGUUUCAUCCGAGUUCAGAAGCAGCAUUCCCGUGUACAAAAAGAGGUGGAAGAACGAGAAGCAUCUUCACACCAGCAGGACACAAAUAGUUCAUGUGAAAUUUCCAAGCAUUAUGGUUUACAGAGACGAUUACUUCAUCAGACACUCCAUCUCGGUGUCCGCGGUGAUACUGCGCGCCUGGAUCACUCACAAACACAGCGGCGGGGACUCGAGUGUUAAAUGGGACGAAAACUUCCUACACGCCGUCGCAAAGAAUUACACUCUGCUGAAGACAGUCCCGCCUUUUGAACGCCCUUUCAAAGACCAUCAAGUGUGCCUUGAGUGGAACAUGGAUUAUAUUUGGAACCUUCGGGCAAACAGGAUCCCACAGUGUCCUCUGGAAAAUGAUGUGGUCGCCCUUCUUGGCUUUCCCUAUGCCUCCAGUGGAGAAAACACCGGCAUCGUAAAGAAACUCCCGAGGUUUCAGAACCGGGAACUGGAGGCCACGCGACGCCAGCGGAUGGAUUACCCAGUGUUUACUGUUUCAUUGUGGCUUUAUUUACUCCAUUAUUGCAAGGCCAAUCUCUGUGGGAUUCUGUACUUCGUUGAUUCUAAUGAGAUGUAUGGCACGCCUUCCAUAUUUCUUACUGAAGAGGGCCAUUUGCAUAUUCAAAUGCACCUUGUCAAAGGAGAAGACCUUGCUGUAAAAACUAAAUUCAUCGUACCUUUGAAGGAGUGGUUCCGACUGGAUAUCUCUUUCAAUGGAGGCCAGAUAGUCGUGACCGCUAGCAUUGGCCAAGAUUUGAGAAGCUACCAUGAUCAGACCAUUAGUUUCCGGGAGGAUUUCCAUUACAAUGACACAGCUGGGUACUUCAUUAUUGGAGGGAGCAGGUACGUGGCUGGCAUUGAAGGGUUUUUUGGACCCCUGAAGUACUACCGCCUCCGCAGUCUGCACCCCGCCCAGAUUUUUAAUCCCCUCCUUGAGAAGCAACUUGCUGAACAAAUCAAGCUUUAUUACGAAAGGUGCGCUGAGGUUCAAGAAAUAAUAUCAGCGUACGCAUCCGCGACACAGCACGGGGACGAGAGACAAGAAGCAUGCCACCUCCGCAACUCCUACCUGGACCUCAAGCGCAGGUACGGGCGCCCCUCGACGUGCAGAGCCUUCCCCUGGGAGAAGGAGCUGAAAGACAAGCAUCCCAGCCUGUUCCAGGCGUUGCUGGAGAUGGAUUUGCUGACUGCGGCAAGGAACCAAAAUGAAUCUGUAUCAGAAAUCGGUGGGAGGAUAUUUGAAAAGGCUAUAAAGAGACUCUCUAGCGUCGAUGGGCUUCACCAAAUUAGCUCCAUCGUCCCCUUUCUGAUGGAUUCCAGCUGCUGUGGAUACCAUAAAGCAUCCUACUACCUCGCAGUCUUUUAUGAAACUGGAUUAAGUGUUCCUCAGGAUCAGCUGCAGGGCAUGUUGUAUAGUUUGGUUGGAGGCCAGGGCAGUGAGAGGCUGUCUUCAAUGAAUCUCGGGUACAAACACUAUCAGGGUAUUGACAGCUACCCCCUGGACUGGGAACUGUCAUACGCCUACUACAGCAACAUUGCCACGAAGACACCCCUUGACCAGCACACGCUACAAGGAGAUCAGGCUUAUGUUGAAACAAUUAGACUAAAGGAUGAUGAAAUACUCAAGGUACAAACCAAAGAAGAUGGCGACAUCUUUAUGUGGCUGAAGCACGAAGCUACCCGAGGCAACGCAGCAGCUCAGCAACGGCUGGCCCAGAUGCUGUUCUGGGGGCAGCAGGGUGUGGCCAAGAACCCCGAAGCCGCGAUCGAGUGGUACGCCAAGGGCGCGCUGGAGACCGGGGACCCCGCCUUAAUAUACGACUAUGCCAUUGUGCUGUUCAAGGGUCAAGGAGUGAAGAAGAACAGACGGCUUGCCUUAGAGCUGAUGAAGAAAGCGGCUUCCAAGGGAUUGCAUCAAGCAGUCAAUGGCCUGGGAUGGUAUUACCACAAAUUCAAGAAAAAUUAUGCCAAAGCGGCAAAGUACUGGUUGAAAGCAGAAGACAUGGGGAACCCAGAUGCAUCGUACAAUCUCGGAGUCCUGUAUUUGGAUGGCGUUUUCCCGGGAGUUCCUGGAAGGAAUCAAACGUUAGCUGGCGAAUACUUCCAUAAGGCUGCGCAAGGCGGACACAUGGAAGGGACCUUAUGGUGUUCUCUCUACUAUAUCACAGGCAACCUGGAGACAUUCCCUCGAGAUCCCGAGAAAGCCGUUGUAUGGGCAAAGCACGUAGCUGAGAAAAAUGGCUAUUUGGGCCAUGUCAUUCGCAAAGGCCUCAAUGCCUACCUGGAGGGCUCAUGGCAUGAAGCUUUGCUGUAUUAUGUUUUAGCAGCAGAAACUGGAAUUGAAGUGUCACAGACAAAUUUAGCACACAUCUGUGAGGAGAGGCCAGAUCUUGCCAGGAGAUACUUGGGUGUUAAUUGUGUUUGGAGAUACUAUAAUUUCUCCGUUUUUCAAAUCGAUGCUCCUUCAUUUGCAUAUUUGAAAAUGGGAGACCUGUACUACUAUGGCCACCAAAACCAGUCCCAGGACCUGGAGUUGUCCGUGCAGAUGUAUGCCCAGGCCGCGCUGGAUGGGGACUCCCAGGGAUUUUUUAACCUGGCCCUGCUAAUUGAGGAAGGUGCUAUAAUCCCAAACCAUAUUUUGGAUUUCUUGGAAAUUGACUCAACUAUCCAUUCUAAUAACAUCUCCAUUCUCCGGGAACUAUACGAAAGGUGCUGGAGCCACAGCAACGAGGAGUCCUUCAGCCCCUGCUCCCUGGCCUGGCUCUACCUUCAUGUGCGGCUCGUCUGGGGUGCCGUCCUGCACUCAGCCCUGGUCUACUUCCUGGGAACCUUUCUGCUGUCUGUGUGGAUCGCCUGGAUUGUGCAGUAUUUCCAGUCUGUCUCAGUUAAUGAGGUUUCUACUAAAAUUACAGUAAAAUGUCACAAAGCGGUGCUCAUGAAAAAACCAGUAGCCUUACCGUCAGAGAGAUUUAAAGCCAGCAGUUCUCCAGCGCCAGCUCGCGCCGCCUCAGACCCCGCCACAUCCGCUGCCAGCCCCGCUGUGCCUCCAGCUGCAGAUGCCUCUGCCCGGGACCAGCCCACGGCCGCUACCACGCCGGAGCCACGCGGGUGAACUGUGCUCUCCAGGUCUCUCCAGAUGAGAGAGAACCCUUUGUUUGAACGGCUGGUAUGGGAAAGCUGGGGCCAGGCCAUUGUCCUGAUAAACACCUUAAAUGUCUUGUCAACUGGAUGCAAAGUUUGCACUUGGUGUCAUUUUUUUAAAAAAAAUCUAAUUAUAAAGGAAGUACCCAGAGCAGGCAGUCGUUAUACCAAAGGCUACCCAACACAUGCAAGGAACGUCUUGGUCGUGGGAUGCGUGGGGAGGUUUACGGGGUCAUCCCAGACCCUCGUCCCCGUGACUGUGUGUAUCAGGAGUCUCAGUUCGCCCUGUGGCGUGUCUGGAUUCUCAUACGCUAAGAUGCAGUUUAAGAAUCUCAGUGCAUCCUUCAUUCCCUUUUAUGGAGAAUAAGAACAGAAAACUGAGACUUCUCUACAAGCCAGGUAGUAUUUUCGCUACCUGUGUUUGCCUCAAAGCUGAACUGACAGAUUUCUCUUUGACUUCCAAGACCCAGCAGUUAUAAGGCACCUUGAAGUAAACAGUUUAUGGCUGGAAAGGCAGGGAAGGCGAUGGCUUUGUAAAUUGGUUUACAUUUUUCUCCUUGGAUUUUUCUAGGGUCCUAGUGCUUCCAAAUCAUUUAAUGAUGUUGUUGGAUAUCUUUUACAUUUCAAUUGCAAUCCAUGAAGUAACAUUUAAGAGAUUCUUAGUAUUUAAGUGUAGCCUUCUCCAUGAAUUACGCAUUAGGAUAGACUGGCAGCGACGGAAUACACGGAAAGCAAGCCUUUAGUCCAUAGUGUCAUCCCCACCCCUUAUGCCUGCCUGAGUCUGUGUAGGGGUGUGUGUGUGUGUGUGUGUGUGUGUGUGUGUGUGUGUGUGUGUAAGAGAAGGAGCAGAAUGUCUGUAUACUUUAUGCUGCUAAGGUAGUAAAUAAAUCAGUAAUGCAAUGUUGUGGGUCCAAACUACUCUUUGCACUACUUUAUUUACAGUAGUAAAUAAAAUUAUUUUUAUACAGUUGA